Messenger RNA from Phycomyces blakesleeanus NRRL 1555(-), 672 nucleotides. RefSeq lists its product as hypothetical. The record is from RefSeq and is a predicted model, not a curated record. NCBI's taxonomy places the organism in Eukaryota, Fungi, Mucoromycota, Mucoromycetes, Mucorales, Phycomycetaceae. Bases 1 to 672 code for a protein of 223 amino acids. The transcript has a single exon.
AUGUUGAUUCGCACCGUCCUUACCUUUUCCCUUGCCAUCAUUUCUGUCGCUGCAUCGGGUUUCGAAUCAACAAACAACGCCAAUCGAUUGUUCAAACGUGAAGACAAACUGCCAUUUGCAACUCUCCCAAAUGCAAACUGUGGUGCACCAACUGUCUGUUCCAACAUCGAUCAGAACAUCACCUGUCGAUGCAACGAUGUCUUGACUGUAUGCGAGAACACCUCUGGCCAGUUCUGCUGGGGAUCCAAAACUCUCACCAGCAAUUCCUGUCCCACAAUUCCCACUAGUUGCAGCAGCGAAUUCAACGGAACAGCAAGCUGUCUGUGCAGUGGUAGCCAGGUACUUUGUGUCGAUAGUUACAACCAUUACUGCUAUGGUACAUACCAGACAGACUCUACCGGAAGUGCUUCUGUAGCUAUUGCAGCAAUUCCCGAUGCCGGAUCUUCUGCUGCUGUCUCUUCUGCUGCCGUUUCUGCUUCUGCUUCUGUUCCUCUUUCUGCCGCCGCUUCUGCUUCUGUUUCAGACGCUCUUGGUGGAACCAUUAAAACCAACCCUGCCCCAACUGCUCCUGCCGCUUCGCCUUCUGUAGAAUCUUCCGCAACACAAUUGUCAGCCCUUAAAGCCUCUGUAUCUGCAUUACUUGUAUCUAUUGCCUAUUUUGCUUUGCAAUAA